Molecule: messenger RNA, 312 nt
Organism: Staurois parvus
Lineage: Eukaryota; Metazoa; Chordata; Amphibia; Anura; Ranidae
Source: the annotation of a GenBank genome assembly
AUCUGGCACGACAGCGGGCACCGAGUCACCUGCACGACAGCGGGCACUGAGUCAUCUGGCACGACAGCGGCACCGAGCCAUCUGGCAGAACCGCGGGCACUGGAUCACCAAGCUCGACAGCGGGCACCGAGUCAUCUGGCACGACAGCGGGCACCUAGUCAUCUGGCACGACAGCGGGCACCGAGUCAUCUGGCACGACAGCGGGCACCGAGUCAUCUGGCACGACAGCAGGCACCGAGUCAUCUAGCACGACGGUGGGCACCGAGUCAUCUGGCACGACAGCGGGCACCGAGUCAUCUGGCUCGACAGCGG